UUGCGGAAAAACCUGUUUGCUGGUGGCUCUGACAGCCCUUACUCCAAAGCCAUGAGGGGCCAGAUCACCCUGUCCCAGCUCUUUUCGGAGAUGGACGAGAGCUGCAGGCAACACGCCUCUGCCUCAGGCAUCGCCCUGCCGCCCGCCUUCUCUGUCGCCCGAGCUUUCGAGGAGAUGGCAACCAAGGGGACGGUCAACACCCCGCUUCUGCGAGCGGCCGGGGUGCUGAGAAGGAACGGAUUUAAGACUGGUGUCCUCACCAACAACUGGGUGGACGACAGCUCCGGGCGGCUCUUCCAGAAGCCAGAUCCUGAGAACUACACCUACGCCCUGGAUGCGAUGCAGGUGAAGCCGAAGGAGGUCAUCCUUCUGGACGACAUCGGGGAGAACUUGAAGCCAGCUCGGGAGAUGGGCAUGGCCACCAUCCUCGUCAGGGACAGCGAAACUGCCCUGAAGGAGCUGGAGGAUCUCUCAGGUGUCCAGCUUCUCGCCCAAGAAGAGCCGCUGCCGACUGCGUGUGAUCCAGCCAACGUGACCCACGGAUACGUCCCCAUCCGGCCCGGUGUCCAGCUGCACUUCGUGGAGAUGGGACACGGCCCCGUCGUCUGCCUCUGCCACGGCUUCCCUGAAUCCUGGCUCUCCUGGCGCUACCAGAUACCAGCUUUGGCUGAUGCUGGCUUCAGGGUGAUCGCUCUGGAGAUGAAGGGCUACGGGGAGUCCACGGCCCCGCUGGACAUAGAAGAAUACUCCCAGAAGCAGAUUUGCAAGGACCUGGCAGUUUUCCUGGACAAACUGGGCAUCCCGCAGUGCGUGCUGGUCGGCCACGACUGGGGGGGUGCCGUGGUUUGGAACAUGGCCCUCUUCUACCCCGAGAGGGUGAGAGCCGUGGCCUCGCUGAACACCCCGUACCGACCCGCCGACCCCACCGUGGACAUCGUGGAGAAGAUGAAGAGCUAUCCCGCUUUUGACUACCAGUUCUACUUCCAAGAGCCGGGCGUCGCUGAAGCGGAGCUGGAGAGGGACGUCAGCCGGACCCUGAAGGUCCUGCUCCGCUCCGCACGCCAGGAG
This is a messenger RNA of Apaloderma vittatum (bar-tailed trogon), 1068 nucleotides long. RefSeq names its product epoxide hydrolase 2, cytoplasmic (gene EPHX2). Lineage: Eukaryota; Metazoa; Chordata; Aves; Trogoniformes; Trogonidae. Gene Ontology annotation, biological process: phospholipid dephosphorylation; cholesterol homeostasis. The transcript has 13 exons. The annotation marks the transcript as partial. The record is from RefSeq and is a predicted model, not a curated record. Gene Ontology annotation, molecular function: magnesium ion binding; lipid phosphatase activity. Gene Ontology annotation, cellular component: peroxisome.